AUGAAUUCCAGCCUGGGAGAUCUGGAUGCUACAGAGAAUUAUUAUCGGUAUAAUAAUACCAGUGAGAUCACAGAACAGCUCACCCUUUCUGUAGAAGAGAUUGUUUGGACAGGCAUCACUUUAACAGUCUGCUGUGUUGGAUUUGUGGGCAAUGGCUACAUCAUCUGGCUACUUGGCUUCCAGAUGAAGAGAAACUGUUUCACCACAUUCCUCCUUAACUUGGCCAUCACAGACUUUGGGUUCCUCACAUGUGUAGUUAUAACUUUAAUCUGUAAAUUAACCAACUUGCUAGGAAGCAUUCUCAACUUGAUCUGUAUUUCUUUCUCCCAAAUAUUGUACAUCAAUGCUCACUUUCUUAUGACGGCCAUCAGCAUUGACCGAUGUGUGGCUGUCCUCUUCCCAAUCUGGCAUCGCUGUUCCCGGCCAAAACAUUUGUCCCCUGCUGUCUGUGUCUUUCUCUGGAUUGCCUCUUUCCUCCUUGCUGGAAUUGUGAAUAUUAUGUUGUUCACAAAAAUCAUUGUGAAUGAGAGAUUCUUCAGUCUUCAUUUCCUUGUGACUGCUAUGGUUUGCCUUCCACUGAUCACUCUCUCUACUGUGGUCCUUUUCAUUAAAGUAUGUCUUAAAUCGAAUCAGAAGAAUCAGGGUCGGCUUUUACUGAUGAUUUUAAUCACUCUUCUCUGUUUCCUCAUCCUUGCUUUUCCAUUAUCAAUCAUUGUAAUGAUUUUUUGUUUUUCUAGUUCUGAGCGUUCUGAAGCUCAGAAAGAACUGAGAUAUUUGAUUAUGCUGAGUUUAAUGCUUUCUUGUCUAAACAGCAGCAUUAAUCCAGUGAUCUAUUUUCUAGUUGGGAGGAAAAAAGGAGCUCAGUCCAAGGAGAGCAUGAAGGUCCUUUUGCAAAAUGCCUUCAAAGAAGGUGAAGUUGGCCAGAGGGAGAUAGAAGAGGUCAAAUCCUCUCACAAGGCCUUUGUGCUACUUUCUGAGUAG
Crotalus tigris (Tiger rattlesnake) is the source of this 981-nucleotide messenger RNA. Its product is annotated as mas-related G-protein coupled receptor member H-like. The record is from RefSeq and is a predicted model, not a curated record. Gene Ontology annotation, biological process: G protein-coupled receptor signaling pathway. Gene Ontology annotation, cellular component: membrane. The coding region runs from base 1 to 981 and encodes 326 amino acids. Gene Ontology annotation, molecular function: G protein-coupled receptor activity. The transcript has a single exon. Lineage: Eukaryota; Metazoa; Chordata; Lepidosauria; Squamata; Viperidae.